AUGCCGCAUAGUGAUAUAGGGACGUUGAUGGCGUGCAUCACCAAGGGCUCGUCCCAGCGCUAUGGUGGUGUGUCUCGUGAUGGUCGCAUACUGGGAGCGAACCAGGGGAAACGUGUUAAGAGUGAAAUGAUGAUUUUAGGAAGCGCAGAGAGGUGGUAUAGGAUAUUAUUGAUAGGUGAAUCCUUGAGGAGACUCAAGGGUUCAAGAAAGGAUAAAUGUGUACCAAGGCACGCUAAGCCCCCAGCCUUUUCACUCAUGAUUUGCGCUGCUGCUAGCACCAAUACUACUAUGAACUACCCCGGCCGUGCCUUAAAGUUGACGCCAAACGGGCGCGCUCUGUUCUACACUGAUAACUCCACAGUUAACGGGGCUACUAAUCAUUCCUGCGCACGAAUAAUUACGGCAUUUGGUAGGGCUAGUCGGCGUAUGACGACAGGACCGCCGGCGCUAGUGGAAUAUAACGCAAUGUUUCACUACAGUACACCACCAACCACAUCUGGCCUAGCCAUGGUCAGCCUUGGCACAGCCAUGUUUACCAACAUGUUAAACCACACCACCAAACCUAAUGAACAGACGGCACUAAUUACUCAAACAGAGAGUGUAUUGUCUGAGAGCAACAUUAGCCUCAUUUCGAGUACGAGUUCCAGCGACACUUUCUCUGCUUCGGUCGCGGUUAACGAAGAAGCAAGGCUGGAGCCAGGUCCAACUUCUCCUUCAACCGAAGCACUGUCUUCGUUUAUCCCUUUUCUAAGUUUUGACAACAAUAGGUGCCUUCAUCUCUGA
Lindgomyces ingoldianus is the source of this 783-nucleotide messenger RNA. RefSeq lists its product as uncharacterized. NCBI's taxonomy places the organism in Eukaryota, Fungi, Ascomycota, Dothideomycetes, Pleosporales, Lindgomycetaceae. Bases 1 to 783 code for a protein of 260 amino acids. The transcript is spliced from 11 exons. The record is from RefSeq and is a predicted model, not a curated record.